AUGGCUGUAGAUAUGGUCCGAGGACCAUCCAUGUGUAUAAGCAGUCUUACAUCUCAAAGUAGGGGACUCCAUUUAUAUUCGAGUACCUACCUCAUUACGGCUAUCAGUCUUGUGUGUGGAGGUCAGAAUGCAUUGUCUAUCCUCAAAAGUAAUGCCAUAGAAGCCCGGCUCUCAAAGAUAGUGGGGCAAACCAUUCUCUACCCCGGUGGCAGAUAUUCAUCCUGGAAAGAUGUCAGCGGGGUAACGUCAAAGAUUAACUAUUACGCUAUCAACCAAGCUCUGAACAGAAAACACUCGCAUGUCGAGCCAACCGAUUGGUAG
Messenger RNA from Histoplasma mississippiense, 321 nucleotides. RefSeq lists its product with no specific name. Bases 1 to 321 code for a protein of 106 amino acids. NCBI's taxonomy places the organism in Eukaryota, Fungi, Ascomycota, Eurotiomycetes, Onygenales, Ajellomycetaceae. The record is from RefSeq and is a predicted model, not a curated record. The transcript is spliced from 4 exons.